AUCGGAAUGGUUUUUCCCCGUCGUCGCUCAAUAAUUUCACAAGAAGAACGGAUUAAUAGGUUGAAGGAAUCAAGACAGAAGUAUAAUCGGUUAGCAAAAAAGUCUACGAAGCCACCAACGGUUCCCAUAGCUCCAAGAGCAUCGAUUGCUCCAAAACAGUCGGUAGCUCCGAUGGUUUCCAUGGCCCCUCAACAAUCUAUUGCUCAAAACAGUUCCACAGCUUUGAGGAACCCAGUCAGUCAAGUUGAACCUGAGGACGACUUCAAAAUCGAUCAAAAUUCGCUAGAUAUGAUUAAAAGUGGACGAAUCGUCAUUCCAGUGAAUCGUCCAUCGAUAGCUGCGCCACGUCAUACAUUCGGAGCCAGAGAGUCAUUGAUUGGAAAGCCUAUGAGCAGAUUUAGAGCCUCGAUCGCUUCCCGGGAGCCACGUGUAAGCUUGAUGCCACUUGGUAUUAAUGUCUUCGAAGCAAAUUCAUCUCAAAGGAAUGAGGUCUCAGAAUUUCUGAACAAUAUCACCUCUGGAGCAACUCCAGGCAAACCAUCCUCUACCAACAACUCGCUCAAUACCACGGGCAAUCGUCAGCGAAAAAUUCGAUUUUUCGAAGUUGAAUCCGCAAUUCAGGAGGCGCGAGAGUCAGCUGAAGCUGAUGGAAUAGCUGCUUGUUCUUCUUCAGAUGUUAGGCACAGUCCUAUUUCGGAUCUCAGUUUCAAGCCAACAUCAAUUUUAUCGACGAAGAAGGCUGAUAGAAAAAAGAUCAAUCUUGCCAAUUGUCCAUCGAAAACUCCUAGAACUGUUCUAAACUUUGAUGAGACUGAUAGCAUGAACGAUUCGUUGAAUCAAGAAAUGGAAGAAAAAGAAAAGGAAAAUCACAUUCAAGUGAUCAGUUUUCAAACAGUUCUAUCGACACUUUGCGAUCUAAAACCAGGUCUCUCCAAAUAUCAUAUUGCACUUAUUGAAAAGUCAAUCGAGAACUGGAAGAAUAUCUCCGCAGUGAAAUCGCCAGAGAAAAACUCCCAUGGUCCAAUUCCGAUUACUCCUCUCGGUUCGAUCUUGGAAGCUAUGAAUAUUGCCGAAGAAGAUUCCGAUGUGCAGGAAUAUGUUCCAGAGAAAAAGAAAAAACGACGAAGCUCAAUGAUGAAAGCUGGUGCUGUAAGGCGUCGCUCAACCCUUCGUCGCUCAGCUCGAGGACUAUUCAAACAGGACUAAACAAUACAAUUUAUUAUAUGAUGAUUGAUUACUGUGAAUAUAUGUGAUUUUUUAUUUUAUGUUUUGCCGAAUGAAAACAUUUCUUGU
Messenger RNA from Caenorhabditis elegans, 1293 nucleotides. RefSeq lists its product as uncharacterized. The record is from RefSeq and is marked reviewed. Lineage: Eukaryota; Metazoa; Nematoda; Chromadorea; Rhabditida; Rhabditidae. The coding region runs from base 7 to 1206 and encodes 399 amino acids. The transcript is spliced from 6 exons.